AUGGUGAAAUCCGAGACACAGCACGUCAACCACCACGACAACGUCGAGGCCUUGAACGAUUCCACCCUCCACCACGCCGCCGAGAGAGGCCAGGCCGCCACAGACAAAUAUGGCCAGUCCUUGGUGCAGUACGACCCGGUCGCGGAGCGUCGACUGCGUCUGAAGAUCGACCUGUACAUCAUCCCCACCGUCUCGCUGCUCUACCUUUUCUGUUUCAUCGAUCGCGCAAAUAUCGGAAACGCAAAGAUUGCCGGCCUCGAUGUCGAUCUCGGAAUGGAAGGCUACGACUACAACGUCGUUAUUUCUGUCUUCUACAUUUCGUACAUUCUCUUUGAAAUCCCCGCUAAUCUUCUGUGCAAAUGGAUGGGCCCUGGUUGGUUUCUCCCGCUUACCACGCUGCUCUUCGGCGUCACCUCUUUGGGGACCGGGUUCGUCAAGACCAUCCCGCAAGCAUGCGGAGUCCGCUUUCUUCUGGGUAUCUUCGAAGCUGGAAUGAUGCCCGGCAUCGCCUAUUAUCUGUCUCGCUGGUAUCGCCGCUCCGAACUGGUCUUCCGCCUCUCCCUCUACAUCGUCAUGGCGCCUCUCGCUGGAGCAUUUGGUGGUCUUUUAGCUUCUGCCAUCCUCACACUCGACAACUUUGGUAGCCUGCACCGGUGGCGCAUGAUCUUUGCCCUGGAGGGAAUCAUUACGAUUGCCCUGGCUCUAGUUGGCUUCCUGACCCUUACCGAUCGGCCGGCUUCGGCUCGCUGGCUCAGCGAGGAAGAGAAGGAUCUUGCUAUUGCUCGCGUCAAGUCUGAACGCGUCGGCACCACGGUGGUGCUGGAUAAGAUUGACAAGACCAAGCUUCUCCGAGGCAUACUCUCUCCUAUGACUCUCAGCACGGCAUUUAUCUUCCUGCUUAACAACGUUACGGUUCAAGGUCUUGCUUUUUUUGCCCCGACCAUUGUCAAGACCAUCUACCAGGACAAGACGACAAUUCAACAGCAGCUAUACACUGUUCCUCCUUACGUCGUAGGGGCAUUCUUCACCGUGCUGCUGCCUCUAAUCAGCUGGCGUAUCGACAGACGACAAAUAUUCUUCAUCAUGUGUGCACCGAUGUGCAUGGUCGGCUACUGUAUGUUCCUCGGAUCAGAAAACAACUCUGUUCGCUACGGUGCCACCUUCCUGAUCGCCUCAUCUUGUUUCGCUCUCGGACCGCUCACCAAUGCCCAAGUCUCGGCGAAUGUUGUGAGCGACACAGCUCGCAGUGCGGCAAUUGGCAUGAACGUCAUGAUGGGCAACAUUGGCGGAUUGAUCGCAGGCUGGUCGUUUCUUCCUUGGGACGCGCCCAAUUAUCACAUUGGCAAUGGGCUAAACCUGGCGACGUCUGGAACAGUCCUCAUCGUUAGCACACUGACCUUGCUGUGGAUGAAGAGGGAUAAUAAGAAGAAGGAUGAUGGGGAUGUUGAUGAAGAGCUGAGUGGAAUGACCCCGCAACAGAUUGAAGAUCUCGACUGGAAGCAUCCCGCUUUCCGAUGGAGGCCAUGA
Molecule: messenger RNA, 1527 nt
Organism: Ilyonectria robusta
Lineage: Eukaryota; Fungi; Ascomycota; Sordariomycetes; Hypocreales; Nectriaceae
Product: major facilitator superfamily domain-containing protein
Exons: 3
Coding region: 1-1527 (508 amino acids)
Biological process (GO): transmembrane transport
Cellular component (GO): membrane
Molecular function (GO): transmembrane transporter activity
Source: RefSeq, a predicted model, not a curated record